AUGGAAGAGGCCAGCAGCCCCAGCCUUAGACAAGCCACCACUGUCGAAGGAAUGGUUUCCUCAGAGGAUCCUACACUCAGCAAAGAGGGGCUCAGUGCAAAGGGCCCGCCCCCAUCUCCAGUCCUGCCCCCUCGCAGAAGGAAAUGCAGGAAGUGUGGAAUCUGUCCCCAGGAGGAGGAGAAAUCAGGUUCUUCCCUGAGGCUUGGUCAAAGACCAGAUGGGGACCCUCCGGACCGUGCUUCUCCAGAGGCCUUUGCAGGUCCCCCAAGGCUUCUUUCUUCUAUGGACACUGAGCCUGGAGAGCCAGGUGGAAGUUGGGUGGAAUGUGCUCUAGAAGCCGAGGUUGAAAACAUGCUCUUUUUUAAGGAUGGGGUUGCACCAGACAGCCUUGAUCACCUUUUUGAAUUCCCAGGGCUCUUUGGAGGUGAGCCCCUUAGUCUGGUCACCCGGGAGCCUCCUCAGAGUCCAGCACUGUACCCAGAGGUGCUGACUGAGGAUUCUACAGAUCAGCAGGAAGUACAGCCCGCGUUUGCGGUUGGCAGCCCUGGCACUCCACCUGACCCGGCGGGGCCAGAGGACAAGACCCAGUCAGGGUCCAGGAUGGAGCUGGAACAAGGACUUGCUGCCCCAGCCAAUUCCUGUGCUAGCUUCCCAGAGCCCUUGGGUGGGCUCGAUGGUGCACCCCUAGAGCAGAGAAGACCUACACAUGUGAAGAAGCGGCCUUGGGCAAGUCCAGAUGACUCAAGCCCGGAUCACGCAGAGGGAGCCAGUAAAAAGGAUUUUCCCAGACUGAGUGAUCCUUCAGAAACUGAGCAUACAGAACUUCUUCAGCAGAGGGCAGAGGACCCAGGCGAGCAGGGAAUGACACCUUUGGAUGCUGGAGUGCGAUCUACCGUGGUCCGUGCCAUGCAGGAGGUGCUGUGGACUCGUGCCCAGGAGCUUCCUGACCUGGCGUUGAGGGAAGAUGAGGUAGAGGCCAUCGCAGAGGGCAUUGAGGAGGCCCUCUUCCACCUGACACAAGACACCAACCUCCGCUACAAGAACAAGUACCGCAGCCUGCUCUUCAACCUGCGAGAUCCCCGAAAUGUUGACCUGUUUCUCAAAGUGGCUCACUGUGACGUCACCCCUAACAACCUGGUGCAGAUGAGCUCAAUCCAGCUGGCCCCCAAGGAGCUGUCCCGCUGGCGGGACCAGGAGGAGAGAAAGGGCCUGGACAUCAUUGAGCAACAACAGAAGGAACUGUACAGACUUCCCGCCUCCAAACUGACUCACAAGGGCGAGGUAGAGAUCCCACGGGACUCGGACCAGAUGCUGACCCUGGAAGACCUGAUGGAACCCAUGGUGCCCAGAGAGUGCAGCCUACAGCCCCUGACAACCCCUCUGGAGGGCACCACCAAUUGGCACCAGCACCACCAAUGUGACUCUAACUGUCAAGUCUGCACGGGUGGGGAGGAAGGCAGGAAGGCUGAUGAUGGUAGCCAGCCAGAGCUACAAGUGGACAUCAGCUACAACGUGGAUCGGAAAUCCUCAACUAAACUGCCAGCCUUCUCCGGGGCCAUCAUGAACAGGGAGGAAAAUGCCAUCCAGAAAGCCCCAGGUCCAUCUCCUGUGUCCUCUCCAGAGGUGCUCAAAGUUGGGGAGACACCCCCCAAGGAGCCACAGGACAGGCUCCAGAUGCCUGCUGGGCCCAAAAAUGCCCCGCCCAGCCCUACACCCUGGGAGGGCUCACUGGACAUGUUCUCCAUCAAGCACUUCCGGGCCAAGGCCCAGCUGAUCUCGGGACACAGCUGUCAGCUUGUCCAGGCUCUCCCGGAUGUCAUCCGCUCAGCAGGCCGCCUCCCUCCAAGCCAUGUUUGGGAUCUUCUAGAUAGUAUGGGCCCAUCCAAGGCAAAGGACAUCUGUGUGAUCAGGCUGUGUCCCCACGGGUCUCGGGACAUCCAGAACUACCGUCUGCUUUACUCCUACCUCAACAACAAGCAGUGCCACUGCCUGGCCACUGUGCCGCAGGUGAAAAUGGUCCUGCUGCCCCUGCCUGCCUUUGAGCCUCUGCCAGCCAGGCUGCGCCCUCUGGGGGGCCCAGGUCUUGAAAUUACUCACACGAGCCUGUUACUAGCUGUACUAUUUCCUAAGGAUGAGCUUCCAGACACAGCUAUGUCCAUCCCUGUGUCGAACAAGGUCCCAAAGACCGUGUCCUUCAGCAAAAGAGUGGAAAGGAUCCGCUACUCACCAGAGGAUAGGAGGUCAGAGGCCACCUCAUCUCCCCUUGAAGAGGACCCAAAGCAGAGCUUGGCCAGGGGCAGCUUGACUCCAAGGAGUGUUUGUGCUCCACAGAGCCUCCCUAGAGGCAGGGGGAGGCAGGGACCUGGGUGGGGACAGUGGUCCCCAGAAGCAGCCUGGCGCUAUUCCCAGCAUCCCAGUUCAGCAGAUCCAGUGUUCCCUGGCAUUGGCCAAGGACAGCACCUCCACAGGGCCUCCUGUUUCCACCACGACCUUCUCCAGCACCUCAAGGUCUUAGUGACCAUGAGUCACCAGUUCCAGGCCUCACUGUGGCCCCAAAGCCAGGAUUCCCUGCCCCCAUUCACUGUAGGAUCUGCAGUUCCAGACCCCCCUGGACCUUCUUUGGGCCCCAUGGACGGAGGUGGUUCUAACUGUCCCCUGCCAGAGGGGUCAGACCCUUUAGAGCCGCCAGAACAGGAGUGUUGA
Mus caroli (Ryukyu mouse) is the source of this 2703-nucleotide messenger RNA. Lineage: Eukaryota; Metazoa; Chordata; Mammalia; Rodentia; Muridae. The record is from RefSeq and is a predicted model, not a curated record.